AUGGCACCUAACAAGGAACACGUUACCAAACUCGUCAAUGCAGAUCCAGGUUUACCCAGAUCAAACCCAACAAAGUCUUACUGGCAACACAUCCCCCACCCACUCGCCAAUACCCAAUCUCCAACUCUACCCUCGGAGGUGAAUUAUACGAUAAUCGGAUCAGGAAUCACAGGACUCUCCAUCGCAAAAACAAUUCUGGAGAAAAGUCAAGCUGCAAGGGUCACGAUUUUAGAAGCUCGGGCGCUGUGUUCUGGUGCAACAGGCCGUAAUGGCGGACAAAUGGCCGCUAAUGCGGGCGAGGAGUAUAUGCAUUUGGCAACAAUGCACGGACCGGAGAUGGCGGGGCGAAUUGCGAAUUUUACUCUGAGAAAUUUAGAGCGAAUGCAGGAUCUGAUUGAGGAGUAUGAUGCGGUUGAAGUUAGUGAGAUGCAGCGGUUGCAGAAGUUGAGGGUUUUCUUGACGGCUGGGAAAUUUUCUGAAUUCAGGGAGAGUAUUGGGAGAAUGGAAAGGGAUCAUCCUUCGCUGAGGGGGCUUUAUACGAUUCUUGAUAAACAGACGGUGCUCAAGGACUUUGGCAUCCAUGGUGCAGCUGGCGGAGCACUGAUCCCGGCUGGUACAGUUUGGCCGUACAGACUAGUGACGAGGGCUUUUGCGGACCUGUUGAAGAAAUACUCAGAUCGAUUCACGAUAGAAACAAAUACUCCGGUCCUGGGUGUGGAGCAUGAUCCGAAGUCCGCGACUCCUUUCCCCUACACGCUGCGCACAUCCCGUGGCCCACUUCGCGCAGGAAAUGUCAUCUAUGCCACAAAUGGACAUACAGGACAUCUUCUGCCUCGUCUUCGAGGACGGAUUCAUCCAUUCAAGGGUACAAUGACAGUUCAAGACCCUGGUACCUCGGCCCCUAAACAGGGGGAUUCUGUUUCUUGGGGAUUCCAUUAUCCGCCCACCUACGACCCUGCCACAGGACGAUCGGGCUUUGGGCUCUAUUAUCUCGGCCAGAGUGCGAAGACGGGAUACUUCUAUUUUGGAGGCGAGAAUGCGCGAGUCGAUGAUACCGUUUCGGCUGAUGAUAGCUUUGUUGGAGAGAAUUCUGUUUCGCAUUUGCAGAGUGUCUUGCCGCGGUUUUUUGGGAAAAGUGAAUCUUCCCCUUGGAAGCUUGUUAGCUCCUGGAGUGGAAUUAUGGGGUUUUCGUCUGAUGGAUUGCCUCUGGUCGGACGUUUACCUUCUUCUAUUUCUGGGCGUAGUGGCGAAGGGGAAUGGAUUGCGGCUGCGUUUAAUGGGUAUGGGAUGGCGAAUUGCUUGCUGAGUGGAGAGGCAUUAGCAUUGAUGGCUUUGGGGGAACGAGUCGACUGGCUUCCCAGUGCAUAUGGAUUGGACGAGGAGAGGCUGAGGAAUGUUUUGACUGCGCCAGAGUCCGUCAAGGCGCUGACUGCAAAGUUAUAA
Molecule: messenger RNA, 1443 nt
Organism: Penicillium waksmanii
Lineage: Eukaryota; Fungi; Ascomycota; Eurotiomycetes; Eurotiales; Aspergillaceae
Product: NAD(P)/FAD-dependent oxidoreductase
Exons: 3
Coding region: 1-1443 (480 amino acids)
Cellular component (GO): cytoplasm
Molecular function (GO): oxidoreductase activity
Source: RefSeq, a predicted model, not a curated record